Messenger RNA from Geodia barretti, 663 nucleotides. NCBI's taxonomy places the organism in Eukaryota, Metazoa, Porifera, Demospongiae, Tetractinellida, Geodiidae. The record is from the annotation of a GenBank genome assembly.
AUGCUGGCAUUCGUGGAUCUGGAGGAGCGAGUCCCACAGGACCAUCCCAUCCGCACCAUCAAGAUCAUUGCCGACGAGGCCUUGGAGCGUCUGUCGCCGGAGUUUGAUCAGAUGUACUCAAAGGUGGGCCGAGCGUCCGUCCCGCCGGAGCGACUGCUGAAGGCAUCGUUGCUCAUCUCCCUCUACUCGGUGCGCAGUGAGCGAGCGUUCUGCGAGGAGUUGGAAUACAACCUUCUGUUCCGCUGGUUCCUUGACAUGAACCUGAUGGAGCGCAGCUUCGACCCUACGGUGUUCACGAAGAACCGGCGGCGGCUAUUGGAGCACAGGAUAGGCCAGGCACUGUUCGACCAGGUGGUAGUGGAGGCAGACCGUCAGAAGUUGCUGUCGGACGAGCAUUUCAGUGUGGACGGGACGCUGAUAGAGGCUGCGGCGAGCAUCAAGAGCUUCAGACGGCGAGAUGAGGAACAGCAGCCGCCCGAUGAUGACCCCGGCAACCCGUCGGUGGACUUUCGUGGAGAGCGCAGGAGCAACGAGACGCAUCAGAGCAGUACGGACCCUGAGGCACGGCUGAUGCGCAAGGGCAAGGGGAAGGAGGCCAAGCUGGUGUUCAUGGGACACGCACUGAUGGAGAACGGCAACGGGCCUGCUGACUGGACUUCGUAG